Molecule: messenger RNA, 1562 nt
Organism: Penaeus indicus
Lineage: Eukaryota; Metazoa; Arthropoda; Malacostraca; Decapoda; Penaeidae
Product: hyaluronidase B-like
Exons: 7
Coding region: 63-1082 (339 amino acids)
Biological process (GO): carbohydrate metabolic process; hyaluronan catabolic process
Molecular function (GO): hyalurononglucosaminidase activity
Source: RefSeq, a predicted model, not a curated record
UUACGUUCGCAACAGAACGAACACAGACCUUCAGACGUGUGUGUGUGUGUGUCCUCCCCACCAUGUCUCUGUGUCGUUCCCUCCGCCCUUAUGCAUUAUGGGCUUGGGUUUGUGUUUACGCGUGGGUCUUCUUCGCCUGUCCAGCUGAUGCCCGUUUUACAGUGUGGUGGAAUUCGCCUACGCAGGAGUGUCAGCAUUUUGGAAUCUAUAUAAACGUUUCACAGUAUGGGAUCGUCCAAAACACAGGCGAUAAGUUCUACGGUGAUAAGGUCACCAUCUUCUACGGCCCCGGAGUUUUCCCAGUUUAUAAGGGCAAUACGCCAGUCAACGGAGGGAUCCCCCAGCGUGGUAAUAUCUCCCUGCAUGUUCGAACCUUCAUGAAGCAGGUCGAAAGCCAAAUGAAACCCGACUUCGAAGGUGUGGCCGUUCUAGACUUCGAGACAUACUAUCCGAACUACGAAAUGAGUCCUGAGCAGUAUAGACACGCCUCCAUUGCCUGGGUUACGUCACGGCAUCCUGAGUGGUCGCCGCAGCUCAUAGCUCAAACUGCCGAGAGGACUUUUAACGACUCGGCUAGGGAGUACUUCCAGCUGCUGUUGUGGGCGGGUGAAAUGCUCCGGCCAAAAGCUCAGUGGGGUUACUACCAUUACCCUUACUGCCAUAACUACGGUCCGGGAGUUGGCGACUGCAAACCCACUGUUAUGAAGAGCAACGAUGAAACCCUGUGGCUCUUCGAAGCUAGCUCGGCCCUGUACCCCAGCAUCUACAUCUUCAAGAACAGUGGGUGGGAUCCGCAAACCCGACGUCUUAAUACCGUGGGGCGUUUGGGUGAGGCCCUUAGGGUUAGGCGCAACGCUGGUAAAGAUAUCCCUAUAUACCCUUACUUCUGGUACAAGUACCACGAUUCUCCCUCGUUCCUGAUACCCAUAGACGUCGUAAAUACACUUGGGUAUUCUAGGAUGUUAGGGCUGGAAGGAGUAGUGAUUUGGGGUUCGAAACGUGACGUCGAUACGAAGGAGAAGUGCAUUGCCAUGAAGAACUACGUGGAAACUGGCUUAGGGUCCCCUGGUUCAGUACAUUAGCAACCUGCCUCUCUCAACCGUACGCUCUGUUAUCAACUCUCGACGUUUUCUGAAGAAGCUGGCAUCCACUGCGCUAAGAGAGGGUCGGAGGAAGAAGAAGAACCUUGGCUAAGAUGUGGUUUAAAAAGGUGUUUUGAGUGAGAGAGAGAAGGGAAAAAAAGGACGAAUUCCUGUUUCUUUUUGGUUGGCGUUUCAUUAUUUUUGUCGUCAUUAUUGGUGUUGAUAAAGUGAGUUACGAUAGGUGUGUGUGUGUGUGUGUGUGUGUGUGUGUGUGUGUGUGUGUGUGUGUGUGUGUGUGUGUGUGUGUGUGUGUGUGUGUGUGUGUGUGUGUGUGCUACAAGAUCUUUGAUAUUUAACAGUAUUUGUUAUGUUAAUGAUUUACAGGUUUCCACUAUAUUCUGAAUAAUAUAUAUUGAUUAUUUUAAUGCAAGGAAUAAUAUUUGCGAUGUCGAAGUUAAAUGAAUUAUCAGAUAAGUAGCA